Molecule: messenger RNA, 5155 nt
Organism: Camelus dromedarius (Arabian camel)
Lineage: Eukaryota; Metazoa; Chordata; Mammalia; Artiodactyla; Camelidae
Gene: ARHGAP29
Product: Rho GTPase activating protein 29
Exons: 23
Coding region: 103-3915 (1270 amino acids)
Biological process (GO): signal transduction; activation of GTPase activity
Cellular component (GO): cytoplasm
Molecular function (GO): GTPase activator activity
Source: RefSeq, a predicted model, not a curated record
CGGCGGCGGCGGCGGCGGCCGUGAGUGUCGGGCGGGCGUCCGCGUCCAGGACGCGGGAUGGAGCGCCGCGGAUUUCAGUUCUUUUGACUGUUCCAUGAAAGGAUGAUUGCUCACAAACAGAAAAAGACAAAGAAAAAACGUGUUUUGACAUCAGGCCAACUCUCUGCUGAUGUGACAGCUUCUGAAAUGGGGCUCAAGUCCAUAAAUUCCAACUCCAUUUUGGAUCCUGAUUACAUCAAGGAGCUGGUGAAUGACAUCAGGAAGUUCUCCCAUAUGUUACUGUAUUUGAAGGAAGCUAUUCUUUCAGACUGUUUUAAAGAAGUCAUUCAUAUACGUCUGGACGAACUUCUUCGUGUUUUAAAGUCUGUAAUGAGUAAACAUCAGAACCUCAAUUCUGUUGAUCUUCAAAAUGCUGCAGAAAUGCUUACUACAAAACUGAAAGCUGUGAACUUCACAGAAGUAAAUGAAGAAAACAAAAAUGAUCUCUUCAGAGAAGUGUUUUCUUCCAUUGAAACCUUGGCCUUUACCUUUGGAAAUAUCUUGACAAACUUUCUCAUGGGAGAUGUAGGCAGUGAUUCAUUAUUGCGACUGCCUGUUUCUCAGGAGAGUAAGUCUUUUGAAAAUGUUUCUGUGGAAUCAGUGGACUCAUCUAAUGAAAAAGGAAGUUUUUCUCCUAUAGACUUAGACAGCAUGCUGUUAAAGAACACUGACUCUGUAGAACUGGCAUUGUCAUAUGCCAAAACAUGGUCAAAAUACACCAAGAACAUAGUUUCAUGGGUUGAAAAGAAGCUGAACUUGGAAUUGGAGUCCACUAGAAAUAUUGUCAAGCUGGCAGAGGCAACUAGAACUAGCAUUGGACUACAGGAGUUUAUGCCACUGCAGUCUUUAUUUACCAAUGCUCUUCUUAAUGAUAUUGAGUGCAGUCACCUUUUACAACAAACAAUUGCAGCUCUCCAAGCCAACAAAUUUGUUCAGCCUCUACUUGGGAGAAAAAAUGAAAUGGAGAAACAAAGGAAAGAAAUAAAAGAACUUUGGAAACAGGAGCAAAAUAAAAUGCUUGAAACAGAAACUGCUCUUAAAAAGGCAAAAUUGUUGUGCAUCCAACGUCAAGAUGAAUAUGAAAAAGCAAAAUCUUCCAUGUUUCGUGCAGAAGAGGAGCAUCUGUGCUCAACUGGUGGAUUGGUGAAAAAUCUCAACAAGCAGCUAGAAAAAAAGCGAAGGCUGGAAGAGGAAGCUCUUCAGAAAGUAGAAGAAGCAAAUGAACUCUACAAAGUUUGUAUGACAAAUGUUGAGGAAAGACGAAAUGAUCUGGAAAAUACCAAAAGAGAAAUUUUAACACAACUCCGGAAACUUGUUUUCCAGUGUGAUCUUACCCUUAAAGCUGUGACAGUCAACCUCUUCCAGAUGCAACAACUGCAGGCUGCCUCGCUUGCAAACAAUUUGCAGUCUCUCUGUGAUACUGCCAAACUCUAUGACCCAGGCCAAGAGUACAGUGAGUUUGUUAAGGCCACGAAUUCAACUGAAGAAGAAAAAGUUGAUGGGAAUAUACAUAAACAGUUAACAGACAGCUCCCACACUUCCGGAUACGGGCCUUCUGACUCUUUAGAGGACGUCGUGCGCCUGCCUUACAGUUCCAACAAGAUUGAAGAGGACAGAUGCUCGAACAGUGCGGACGUAACAGGUCCUUCUUUUAUCAGAUCAUGGACAUUCGGGAUGUUUAGUGACUCCGAGAGCACUGGCGGGAGCAGUGAAUCUAGGUCUUUGGAUUCCGAAUCUAUAAGUCCAGGAGACUUUCACCGAAAACUUCCACGAACUCCAUCCAGUGGAACCAUGUCUUCUGCAGACGAUCUGGAUGAAAGGGAGCCACCGUCCCCUUCAGAAGCCGGACCUAAUUCCCUUGGAACAUUUAAGAAAACGUUGAUGUCAAAGGCAGCACUCACUCACAAGUUUCGCAAACUGAGGUCCCCCACAAAGUGCAGGGACUGUGAAAGCAUCGUGGUGUUCCAGGGUGUUGAAUGCGAAGAGUGUCUCCUUGUUUGUCACCGGAAGUGUUUGGAAAACUUAGUCAUCAUUUGUGGUCAUCAGAAACUUUUGGGAAAAGUACACUUAUUUGGAGCAGAAUUCACACAAGUUGCAAAAAGGGAACCAGAUGGCAUCCCUUUUAUACUUAAAAUAUGUGCCUCAGAGAUUGAAAAUAGAGCCUUGUGUCUACAGGGAAUUUAUCGUGUAUGUGGGAACAAAAUAAAAACUGAGAAACUGUGUCAAGCCUUGGAAAAUGGAAUGCACUUGGUAGACAUUUCAGAAUUUAGUUCUCAUGACAUCUGUGACGUCUUGAAAUUAUACCUUCGACAGCUCCCGGAACCAUUUAUUUUAUUCCGAUUGUAUAAGGAAUUUAUAGACCUUGCUGUAGAGAUCCUACGUGUAAAUGAAGAACAAGAGACAAGAAAGGACAACCUCGAGGACAAAAAAUGCCCAAGUACAUGUAUAGAAAUAAACCGAAUUCUUCUAAAAAGCAAGGACCUUCUAAGACAAUUGCCAGCGUCAAAUUUUAAUAGCCUUCAUUACCUCAUAGUCCAUCUUAAGCGAGUCGUCGAUCAUGCAGAAGAAAACAAAAUGAACUCCAGAAACUUGGGGGUGAUAUUUGGACCAAGUCUCGUGAGGCCGAGACCCACAGCUGCUCCCAUCAGCAUCUCGUCUCUGGCUGAGUACUCCAAUCAAGCGCGGCUGGUUGAGUUCCUCAUCACCUACUCACAGAAGAUCUUCGACGGCUCCCUGCGGCCGCAGGACGUAGCUGCAGGUGGCGCAGGUGGCGCUGCACCUCAGAUUGAGCAAGGCCCUCUUCUGAAGCCUCUGUUGUCACCAGAAGAAAAAGAUCCGGAGCAUUCUGUGAAGUCACUCUUCUUUUCUUCAAAGGAAGAUAACAAUACUGCAGACAGUGAAAGCAGAAUUUUUGAAUCUGCUACAUCAUUUGAGGAAUCAGAACGAAGGCAAAAUGCGUUAGAAAAAUGUGAUGCAUGUCUCAUUGACAACAAAGUGCGUUUGCUUGUAGACCAAGAGCUUGAAUCAGCAUCACAAAAGGUGGAAGAUGUUUGUAAAACCUCCAGGCCACUUACUCUGAAAUCCCACAGGGAGACAAACGGUGUUGAGAGGCACACUCCACGGACCAAGGUCAGACCUGUAAGUUUGCCUGUCGACAGACUGCUGCUGCUUGCAAGCCCUCCUAACGAGAGGAGUGGCAGAAAUACGGGAAAUACAAAUUCAGACAAGUUUUGCAAGAAUCCUUCCUUUGAAGGAGUUAAUAGGAAAGACCCAACUACUGUUUGCUCCAAAUCUGAUGGCUUGAAUCAGCAGACUCUACAAAAAGCUCGGGAGAAACAGUACGAACAGAAUGACCUGACUGCAAAGACUGCACGGAUCGCGCCCGGUGCAUUCCAGGAAAGAGGAGGGACGGCCAGCAGCAGCAGGCUGCCGGGGGACCACCCCGUCAGCACCGCCCAGCCCAGCAAGCCAUACGCAGAACCCUUCAGGCCAGCACGACAGGUGGCCGAGAGACGGUCCUCGGACUCAGGCCCUCCUGCUCCCGUCAGAGCACCCAGGACACUGCAGCCCCAGCAUUGGACGACGUUUUAUAAACCACGUGUUCCCACCGGUGGCGGGAGAGGGGACGAGGAGAAACCUGUGACACCCUCGGCAGCCACGCCCCCGGGCACAGCUCCCGCCCCGCAGGAGCACGUGCUGAAACCAGGGCCAGACUCGGAGAGGCCGCCGGCGAGCCCCGCGCAGCCGGCGGGCGAGCCCAGGGACGCGGCCGAGGCACGCGACGUGUCUGGCGCGCACCCCGCGUGCCCGAGACCGCGGCUGAAACGGAUGCAGCAGUUAGAAGACCUGGAAGAUGAAAUCCCACAGUUUGUGUAGGGUUGUCAGAAUUCUGUGUUUCUUUUUCCGUCGCUUUGUGAUACUGUGUUUGUUUUCUGGAAGAAAUUUUUGACAGGGCCCCUUUCGUACAGGAUUGCCAAAUCAUGGAUUUUGCCUCUUGUCCCGGUAGCAUGUGAUCCCGUGUUGGUUAUGUUGAACGGUGGACAGCUUUGAUAGGGUCCCGUCUCUGCCUCGCUGGAAUUGUAUGUACUUUUGAAGUUGUGAAUAAAUAGACAGAGUCGUGUUUUUUAAAGUUCAGUUCAUUUUCCCCGUUAAAUGGUCCAUUUAAGUGCAUCCCUAAUGCAGCGCUCAACUAAUAGGUGCAAUUGAGGGAAAUCAGCUUUAUUUUUUUGAAGUGAAACUAUGUGCUUAUUUAUAAAAAGAGUGUUUCUGAGUGCAAGUGCCUGAAAGAUCUCUGUUUGGUAUGAUUGUUUUUUUCACACAGUUUGUAGUGUAUCUUUGACCAUUUGUGCUUUUAGGGUAUGUAUGUAAACUUUCAUUUUUCAAUUUGCAAUUCACUUAACUUUUUAACAUUCACAUAGUGGCCAAAAGGCUUACAAAUCUGCAUUAAUUACAUUUUAAUUAAUUGCUAGAUUUUACAUGUGGUAGUCAGUUGAAUUGUACAGGGAAAAUGCACUUAACCAUGUUUCUAAAUUGUGUAGUUCAGUCAUAUCUUAUUUGGCUUUAGAUAUUAUACAUUUAAUAGUUUUUCACUUCUUGGCUUUGUUCUGCAUAAACUUUUGUUGUUCAACAGUUGUGAACCGUUUGGUGUUUUAUAUAAUAGUCCAAAAAUGUUUUAAAAUUCAGUCCAUUUCCUCUUAAUAUUACCUGGGUUUUUAAAAAAAAAAAAAAACUUUUCCUUUUGUAUGAAAUGUUUUAUGUAUGAAUAAUUUUAUGUACUUUUUCCACCUGAAUUUAUAACCAUUGACAAUGUAUGUUUCAUCUGAAUCGUGCAAAGAUUUAUUUAAGUUGAUUCUAAGAGUAUAAUUCAAUAAGCCUCAUUGUUUGGAAUUUGAGAGGAGGUGUAGAUGAUUGGAUAUAUUUCAUAUACAAAAUUCCCAAUUUUAGAACUAAUGCAGUUCUGUUCUUUUCUUGGUUUUGUCAUUUUGCCUAAAGUAGGAUAUAAAAGGGACAAGAAAGAGCCUUUUUGUAUGUGUGAAUUAUAUUUGUAACAAAUGCUUUUAUAUGACCAUGUUAUACUUGAUAAAAAUAUAUAUAUUAUAUAUAUUAACCUGUUAAA